Messenger RNA from Helicoverpa armigera (cotton bollworm), 2948 nucleotides. RefSeq names its product beta-alanine transporter. Gene Ontology annotation, molecular function: transmembrane transporter activity. Gene Ontology annotation, biological process: transmembrane transport. NCBI's taxonomy places the organism in Eukaryota, Metazoa, Arthropoda, Insecta, Lepidoptera, Noctuidae. Bases 446 to 2644 code for a protein of 732 amino acids. Gene Ontology annotation, cellular component: membrane. The transcript is spliced from 12 exons. The record is from RefSeq and is a predicted model, not a curated record.
AGAGUCUGACAAACACACGCGUGUCAAUAAAUCAAUAUUCAUCCAAAAACAUAUCGUAAAAUAAUAUCACAAACACAGCAAAAAUAUAUAAAGUUUCGGAGUGCUUUUGUAAUAAAAAAAAUAUUUUGCAUACGAAAUAAAAAUUAAUUCGGCUAUUAUUAUAUUAAAAAUUCAAACAAGGAUAAUAAAUAAUAAAAAAUAUCCCAAUAAAUCAGAAACAUUUUAACACAAACAGACAAUUAAAAUCGACAUAAGUGCCAAUUAUAAUAAAAUAAAAAUAAAACGCAAAAAAUAAAAUACAAAAACCGCUUCAAUAAAUAAAGGAGAACAAGUUCAAUAAAUAAUAGAAACAGGUCUAAUAUAUAGUUGGGGGGAAUAAGACGAUGUGUUGGUGGUGGGGGGUGGGGAGUGGUUCCAGUCUGGUGAUGAAGACGGAGAGGUGACCAUGACGUGGACGAAGGAGCUGGACGAGGCAGCCAUCCUGGCCACCAAGUCAGGACACUGGCAUAUUGUUCUUUUCUACCUGCUGUGUGGACUCGCAGCUAUACCUACUUCGUUUCUGGUGUUUUCGCAGGUGUUCACGAACGCAACCCCCGAGCACUGGUGUGCCCCGCCGCCGCAGCUGCAGCACCUGGGCCUGCCGGACGAGUUGCUGCGAACCCUCACGGUACCAGGAGAGCAUGGCGUGUAUGAGUCUUGUCGCGCGUACGAUAUUGAUGGGGAAGAGUUGCGGGAGGCGCUCGAGCAUUAUGUUGAGGAAAGAACGGUGACGAUAAAAGAGGGGAACGCUUUCCAGUCGGUGAAGAUAUACCAGCCGAUAGCAGUCACUAAAGGAAAGGAGAAGGACUUGAUUGCCAACAUAUCAAGCGCAGUGCUGUCGGUAAGGAAGAACACCACGUCACCAUGCGCACAUGGAUGGAGAUUCAGCUCUCAGCAGUACCAGGAUACACUGGUCACUGAUUUCUCUCUGGUGUGCGACAUGGACUGGCUGCCGCGCAUGUGCAACACGCUGUUCUGGGUCGGCUCUAUCUUCGGCAACGUGUUCUUUGGCUGGAUGUCUGACAGAUACGGCCGUCGUCCCACAAUCCUCCUGAUGGUGUUCCUAGAAGUACCGCUGGCUAUAGCGUCAUCAUUCGCCAAGUCGUACUGGGCAUAUGUGGCGCUUAGGGUGGCCGGGGGACUGUUCUUCCCGGCGCUAUAUCAACUGCCCUUUAUCCUGGCGUUGGAGCUCAUGCCGCCGGGACACAGGAAUCAUACGGGUAUCGUAGUGGGCAUGCUGUUCGCGGGUGGAAUGUGUCUCCUGUCACUCCUGGCGUAUGCUGUGCAGGACUGGUAUCAUCUCUCACUCGUCACCACGUUCCCGUUUAUACUGCUAUACGGGUAUUACUGGCUGAUACCGGAAUCUCCAAGAUGGCUUGUUGGCAGAGGCCGAAUAGCAGAAGCUGAAAAAGUAUUCAGGAAUCUCGCUAGAAAGAAUGGUAUUCACUUACAAAGAGGCUUUUUACUAGAGUUGCAUAAGAAAAUUAAAGAAGAGGAAGACGAGGCCGCACAAGAAGAACUAGCAACAUUAUCAAACAUGAACGGCCACGUCGCGGGGUACACAGGACUACCAGAGAAAGAUGAAAACCUAGACAGGAGAAUAAGCAAUAUGCUAACAUUCAAACCAGACCUCUCAAAAAUAUCUGAAGUUGAAGAAUCUAAUAAAAACAGCUUAGAAAAGAUUAUAGCUCUAGAAGUAGCAGAAAUAGUCAGCAAGAAAUCUCGACUAAAGAAGGAGGAUAGAGAUGAAGAUAAAGAUCAGAAUAUUACUGAAGCCACCAACUUGAAUGCUGAUCAUCAGCAGAAAGCCACACAGACAGAUUAUAAAUCUCCAGCGAGCACACUCAGAAGGAAAUCCCUACAGUUAGUCAGUAAAAUAUUUAUUCAAGAAGAUGUAGAGGAAGAUGUAAUGGAGAACAAAAGGAUGGAUGAUCAGAACUCUGAGGGGGAUUGCAAAGCUUCUCCACUCGACGUGUUCAGAUAUCCCAAUAUAAGGAAGAAGUUCUUCAUUCUGACAUUCGAUUGGGUAGCAUUAGGAGUUGUUUAUAAUAGUAUGAGUUAUAAUACGCCUAAUCUAGGAGUCAAUGAUUACUUGGCGUUUUUCAUAGGUGGUGCAGUAGAAAUACCGUCAUACUUCAUGGCGUGGCGCUGCAUGGAGCGGUUCGGCCGGCGCUGGGUGCUCUGCAUCUUCAUGUGUGUCGGCGGAGUCGCCUGCAUCAGCUGUGUCCUGGUGCCUGAAUCUUGGCCAUGGAUAACAGUAGCACUCUCAAUGUUCGGGCGACUGUUUGCCGCGUCAUCGUUCGCUGUGUUCUACGUGCUGAUAGGAGAACUGUUGCCGACUGUGCUGAGGGCACAGGCUAUGGGGGCAGCAUCGUUCAUAGCUGGACUAGGACUGUUGGCGUGCCCGUAUAUUGUCCAUCUGGCCGUUUACUCCAGAGCCCUACCACUAACAAUAAUGGGAGUCCUGAGCGUGAUGGGCGGAGUCACGUCCUUGUUCCUGCCAGAAACCCUCAACCAGCCUCUACCGCAGACCCUGGGAGAUGGAGAGAUGUUCGGCAGAGACUUCAAGAUAUUGAGCUGUGUUGAGAGGCAGAGUGAUAAGUGAAUGAGAAUAAUCGAGAGACAUUUAGUUGGGACUUGAAAAUUUUAUCGAAAGUGAUCAUUAAAGUUGAAUGGAUUCAUAUAUUAAAAAAGUUAAUGUAAAAGAAGGUAUAGAGCGAGAUGAUGAAGUUUCAGUGUAUAACUUUGAACCAACCAGUGUCACAAAAGAACCAGUGCUUAUGGAUGAUAUAAUACUUUAAAGUGUCAAGUGACAAACAGAAUAGUCAAGCUGUCAUGCGAAGUGUAAAUAAUUUAGUGCAUACAAGAGAUAACAACAUGGAAAAUAGUUUAAAAUGUAAAUGUGCUAA